UUUAUUUUUCUUUUUUAUUAUUAUUGCUCUUUGAGUUUCCUUUUCAUUCACCAGUCAAACCUUCAACCCUGUAUUUCCUUCUAGUUUAGGUUGAAUUUUAUCUCCUUCUCUUUUUGUUUUACUCAUUUCAGUCUAAAUCCAACAUGAACAGCGAUUCCAGUGAUGAAGAAAAGCUGAGUGCAGUUUGCGUGACCCCACCCGGACCAGCUGGCGCGCUUUCAUAUCCGUGACAGUUUGAUCCUGCGCGCUAGAGGAGACGGACUCUCCGUCAAUAGACGAUCUUUGAGAGGUGCGCGUUCGUGUGCGUGAGGGCGCCGUGUGCGCGCGCUCGCAGACGUCACUGUCUGCUGUUGGGCCGGUUCAGUUUGGAUGAGACUUGCUGUUCUGAGAAGACAACCCGGACUAACUUGCUGUCCCCGCCCAUUUAACCCGGGACCCCGCCGCUCACCGCGCAGUCCGAACCCGGAGACUGCCGUUCGGGUCCAACCCGGUACACUUGGACCGGGACAGAGUCGGUGAUCGGGAGAGCAGCGAACGUGACGCCCGUGACGUCGGUUUCCCCCGUCUGCCGCUGGGUUUGCCGCCUCCCGGUUCGUGUUCGGGCUUUUUCGUUUGGACUUUCCUCGGGACCGACGGUCCGGACCGGGACCCAGGAGCCGGUAAGAGUCUGAUGAUGGAGAGGAAGAAGGCGGACUGUCCCGCUCUGCCGCCCGGCUGGAAGAAGGAAGAAGUGAUCAGGAAGUCCGGACUGAGCGCUGGAAAGAGCGACGUCUACUACUACAGUCCCACAGGGAAGAAGUUCAGGAGUAAGCCUCAGCUCGCCCGUUACCUUGGAAACACAGUGGACCUGGCAUGUUUCGAUUUCCGCACCGGGAAGAUGAUGCCGGGAAAACUGCAGAAGAACAAACAGAGGCUGCGUCACGAAACCCUGAGCCUGGCUAAGGGAGGGAAGCCGGACCUGAACACGGCUCUGCCCAUCAGACAGACGGCCUCCAUCUUUAAACAGCCUGUUACCAAGGUUACAAGCCACCCCGGCAACAAGGUGAAGACAGACCUGCAGAGAGCGGUUGAGCAGCCCAGACAGCUGUUUUGGGAGAAGCGGUUAAAAGGCCUGCGCUCUUCAGACGUGGCAGAGCAGGUCCUGCGCACCAUGGAGCUGCCCAAAGGACUGCAGGGUGUUGGUCCGGACCCCAGCGACGACACGCUGCUGUCGGCCAUCGCCAGCGCUCUGCACAUGAGCUCGGCGCCCAUCACGGGACAGACGUCCGCCGCCGCAGAGAAGAACCCGGCCAUCUGGCUCAACGCGUCGCAGCCGCUCUGCAGGAACUUCACGGUGACCGACGAGCAAAUCCGGGAGCAGGAACUGAAAGUUCACCAGGCCAGGAGGAGUCUGGAGGAGGCGCUAAUGGCCGACACUUUGGCGCGCGCCGCUGAAAAUACCACAGAGCUGCACUAAAGGAAGACGGCCCGAAGACGGACAGAGUCUUCACCAGCCUCAGGGUUUUCUCUAUCGUCAUCUUAAUGCAGACUGUAAAUCAGAAGAAUGCAACCCGCUGGAGGAAAAAUCCCUGAUGCUGCUUUGUUGCCGCCGUGGCAGAUUGCCUCCAACCUUCUGUUGAGAAAAUGGUUUCCACAAGGGCACAGCCGUGGAAAUCUGUCUGCAAUUUCUGCAGAGCAACAGCAGCAACCGGAGAGCAGCGGCAACAGCAACUGUGUCAUCAGCAUUGAUCAAGCACCAGCAACAAAGCAACAAACGGCAACUCAGGAAUGUGUGACUUUGUCCAAGCUCAAAGCAACCAAAGCCUUUGGUCCUCUGUGUGGUUUAUCAGCUAUGCCAACUAUACAAAAACGUUUUCUGUUCUGGGUUUGGAAUUCCCACAAUCCUCCUUGUGUCUUAAAUGUAAACAAUGAAGCAUAAAGGAAUAAAGCCAGAGCAGAGCUGCUUCUGCUGUGAUGAUGUGUUUGUGGAGUCAGAUGUCAUCAGGUUUACGUCUUCAGGGGUUUAAGUCAAUAAAAAUAAGAAAACACAGCAAUUACUUAUUUAAAACAAAUUUUAUACAUGCAGUAAAUAUUUGUGUACAUUUCUUGUACUGAAGUAAAUAAACUAUUAUAUUCAC
Messenger RNA from Oryzias latipes (Japanese medaka), 2117 nucleotides. RefSeq names its product methyl-CpG binding domain protein 2 (gene mbd2). Gene Ontology annotation, biological process: negative regulation of transcription by RNA polymerase II; DNA methylation-dependent constitutive heterochromatin formation. Gene Ontology annotation, molecular function: methyl-CpG binding. The record is from RefSeq and is a predicted model, not a curated record. NCBI's taxonomy places the organism in Eukaryota, Metazoa, Chordata, Actinopteri, Beloniformes, Adrianichthyidae. Gene Ontology annotation, cellular component: nucleus.